Molecule: messenger RNA, 1365 nt
Organism: Colletotrichum higginsianum IMI 349063
Lineage: Eukaryota; Fungi; Ascomycota; Sordariomycetes; Glomerellales; Glomerellaceae
Product: Tubulin/FtsZ family protein
Exons: 5
Coding region: 1-1365 (454 amino acids)
Biological process (GO): mitotic cell cycle; microtubule cytoskeleton organization
Cellular component (GO): microtubule; cytoplasm
Molecular function (GO): GTP binding; structural constituent of cytoskeleton
Source: RefSeq, a predicted model, not a curated record
AUGAAGGGCGAGAUUCUUCACCUUCAUCUCGGUCAGGCCGGUACCCAGCUGGGUAACUCUGCUUGGGAGCUUUACCUCCUCGAGCACGGCCUCGGCUCCGAUGGUCGUCCCGACCCCAAUGCCAAGGAUGUCGUUGAUGGCGGUUCUUACGAGACGUUCUUUACCGAGACUAGCAAUGGCAAAUACGUUCCUCGUUCCCUCUUCGUCGACCUCGACCCCUCUCCCAUCGACGAGAUCCGAACUGGCGGCUACCGCCAGCUUUUCCACCCCGAGCUGUUGAUCAGCGGCAAGGAGGAUGCCGCCAACAACUACGCCCGUGGCCACUACACCAUUGGCAAGGAGAUGGUUGACAAUGUCAUUGACCGCGUCCGCCGCGUCGCUGACAACUGUCACUCCCUCCAGGGAUUCCUGAUCUUCCACUCCUUCGGUGGCGGUACCGGCUCCGGCUUUGGUGCCCUCCUGCUCGAGCGUCUCUCCACCGAGUACGGCAAGAAGUCGAAGCUCGAGUUCGCUGUCUACCCCGCCCCGCGCGUCUCGACCGCCGUUGUUGAGCCCUACAACGCUGUCCUGUCCACCCACAGCACCAUCGAGAACUCGGACUGCACCUUCCUCGUCGACAACGAGGCUGUCUACGACAUCUGCCGUCGCAACCUUGACAUCCCCCGUCCUGGCUACGAACACCUGAACCGCCUGAUCGCCCAGGUCGUCAGCUCCAUCACCUCGUCCCUCCGCUUCGACGGUGCCCUCAACGUCGAUCUGAACGAGUUCCAAACCAACUUGGUUCCCUACCCCCGUAUCCACUACCCCCUCAUCAGCUACGCUCCUGUCAUCUCGGCCAACAAGAGCUCUCACGAGAGCUUCAAGGUUCAGGAGCUUACCUUCCAAUGCUUCGAGCCCAACAACCAGAUGGUCGUCUGCGAUCCCCGCAACGGCAAGUACAUGGCCGUCGCCCUUCUCUACCGUGGAGAUGUUGUCCCCCGCGACUGCAACGCUGCCAUCGCCGCCCUCAAGGCCAAGUCUUCCUUCAACCUCGUCGAGUGGUGCCCCACUGGUUUCAAGCUCGGCAUCAACUACCAGAAGCCCAUGGCUGUGCCUGCCGCCGCCGGCGAUGGUGGUCUUGCCUCCGUCGACCGCUCUGUCUCCAUGCUGUCCAAUACCACCGCCAUCGCCGAGGCCUGGUCGAGACUGGACCACAAGUUCGAUCUCAUGUACAGCAAGCGCGCCUUCGUUCACUGGUAUGUUGGUGAGGGUAUGGAGGAGGGUGAGUUCAGCGAGGCCCGUGAGGAUCUUGCUGCGCUCGAGAAGGAUUACGAGGAGGUUGCUGCCGACUCCUUCGAGGCCGAUGAGGACGACGCCGAGUACUAA